AUGACUCGGCCAUUGAACUUUUGUCGCCGUGCACUCCGGCUCGGCUCAAGGCGGAUCCCGGGGUCCAGCGCGUCCAGCCGUCGUCUGUUCUCCGUCUCGGUCGCGGCCUCGGCCCAGGGGUCACUUCCGCUCGAGGGUUACCGCGUGCUAGACAUGACAAGAGUCCUUGCAGGACCGUACUGUACUCAGAUCCUGGGGGAUCUCGGAGCAGAGGUGAUCAAAAUAGAGCAUCCGAUCAGGGGCGAUGAUACCCGUGCUUGGGGGCCGCCGUAUGCCUCGUACAAGUCCAGUUCACUACAGGACGGCCCUGGCGAGUCGGCCUAUUUCCUCGGCGUCAACCGAAACAAGAAAUCUCUGGCUCUAUCUUUCCAGGACCCGGCUGGCAUCGAGAUUCUCCACAAACUGGCCGCCAAAUGCGAUAUCCUCGUCGAGAACUACAUUCCUGGCUCGCUCAAGAAGUACGCCCUCGAUUUUGAGACGAUCCACAAGAUCAGUCCGGCUCUCAUUUAUGCGUCCAUUACAGGGUACGGCCAGACGGGCCCGUACUCGCAGCGGGCCGGAUACGAUGUCAUGGUGGAGGCUGAGUUUGGCUUGAUGCACAUCACUGGCAGCAGAGAUGGGCCGCCGGUCAAGGUGGGCGUGGCAGUCACGGAUUUGACGACCGGUUUGUACACCAGCAACAGUAUCAUGGCCGCCUUGCUUGCGCGCGCCAAGACCGGCAAGGGCCAGCACAUUGACGCGGCUUUGAGCGACUGCCAGACGGUCACGCUGGCCAAUAUCGCCAGCAGCUGCCUCAUCAGUGGGGAGAAAGACAGUGGGCGGUGGGGGACAGCUCAUCCUUCCAUCGUUCCAUAUAGGUCCUUCAAGACCAAGGAUGGCGACAUCCUCUUUGGCGGCGGAAAUGAUCGUCUUUUCGGAAUUCUCUGCGACGGACUUGGCCGACCGGAAUGGAAGGAGGACCCAAAGUACAAGAUCAACGCAUCUCGAGUCGCCAACCGUGAUGAGCUCGAGGCUGAGAUUGAGGCGAUUACCGUGACCAGGACAACCCAAGACUGGCUGAACGUGUUUGAGGGCAAGGGGAUGCCGUAUGCGGCGGUCAACGAUGUUAUGGGGACACUGACGCAUGAGCAUACCAAGGCCAGGAACAUGGUGGUUUCGGUAGAGCAUGCGGACUGCGGGCCCAUUAAGAUGGUCAACACGCCCAUCAAGUUCUCGGAGAGCGAGCCCAAGAUCCGGAGCCCGCCACCAACCCUCGGUCAGCACACAGACGAGAUCCUGCGGGAGCACCUCGGGAUGGAUGAAGCUCGGAUUACCGAAUUGAGGAAGAAGGGUGUUAUUAGGUAG
Molecule: messenger RNA, 1344 nt
Organism: Parathielavia appendiculata
Lineage: Eukaryota; Fungi; Ascomycota; Sordariomycetes; Sordariales; Chaetomiaceae
Product: CoA-transferase family III
Exons: 5
Coding region: 1-1344 (447 amino acids)
Molecular function (GO): catalytic activity
Source: RefSeq, a predicted model, not a curated record